This is a messenger RNA of Myodes glareolus (Bank vole), 1709 nucleotides long. It is a transcript of the gene Zdhhc1, whose product is annotated as zDHHC palmitoyltransferase 1. NCBI's taxonomy places the organism in Eukaryota, Metazoa, Chordata, Mammalia, Rodentia, Cricetidae. Gene Ontology annotation, molecular function: protein-cysteine S-palmitoyltransferase activity. Gene Ontology annotation, biological process: protein targeting to membrane; peptidyl-L-cysteine S-palmitoylation. The record is from RefSeq and is a predicted model, not a curated record. Gene Ontology annotation, cellular component: endoplasmic reticulum; Golgi apparatus.
AGUACUCAGAGGGAAGAGGCAGGCGGUUAAGACCAGCUAUGGCUACAUAAAGUUUUCAAGUCAUCGAACUUUCAGUGAGCAUCUACUAUAUACAAGAUGAACAUCUGCAACAAACCCUCCAACAAGACAGCCCCUGAGAAGAGCGUGUGGACAGCGCCCUCCCAGAACAGUGGCCCUUCCCCAGAACUGCAGGGCCAGCGGUCUCGCCGGAACGGAUGGAGCUGGCCCCCCCACCCGCUGCAGAUUGUGGCCUGGCUGCUCUACCUCUUCUUCGCUGUGAUUGGCUUUGGGGUGCUUGUUCCCCUCCUGCCUCACCCCUGGGUGCCUGCUGGCUAUGCCUGCAUGGGUGCCAUCUUUGCUGGCCACCUAGUGGUGCACCUGACUGCUGUCUCCAUCGAUCCAGCCGAUGCCAAUGUGCGAGACAAGAGCUAUUCUGGACCCCUGCCCAUCUUCAACCGCAGCCAGCAUGCACACGUCAUUGAGGACCUGCACUGCAACCUCUGCGACGUGGACGUGAGUGCGCGAUCCAAACACUGCAGCGCCUGUAACAAGUGCGUUUGCGGCUUCGACCAUCAUUGCAAGUGGCUCAACAACUGCGUGGGCGAGAGGAAUUAUCGGCUCUUUCUACACAGUGUGGCAUCUGCUUUAUUGGGUGUUCUGCUCCUGGUGCUGGUGGCCACAUAUGUCUUCGUGGAGUUCUUUGUCAACCCUAUGCAGCUUCGUACCAACCAACACUUUGAAGUCUUGAAGAAUCACACAGAUGUGUGGUUUGUGUUCUUGCCUGCUGCCCCUGUGGAGACUCAGGCUCCUGCCAUCCUGGCCCUGGCUGCCCUACUCAUCCUCCUAGGCCUGCUUUCUACAGCCCUGCUCGGCCACCUUCUCUGCUUCCACAUCUAUCUAAUGUGGCACAAGCUUACCACCUAUGAGUACAUCGUGCAGCACCGCCCAGCCCAGGAAGCAAAGGAGACCCACAAGGAGCUUGAGUCGUGUCCCCGCAAGAUGCGGCCCAUUCAGGAGAUGGAGUUUUACAUGAGGAACUUCAGCCAUGUGCGUCCAGAGCCCUCUGGCCAGGCCAGGCCGGCAGCAUUAAAUGCCAAUCCUUCCCAGUUUCUUGCCACCCAAGGCCAAGUGGAACCACCACUGCCCUCCUCCUCAGACACACUGGCUCUGCCUCCACGGAUCCAACCCCAGAAAAAGAGGAAGCGGCGUGUUUAUAGAUUGCCAAGGUCUGGGGUCUUGGACCUGGAGCCCCCGCUGCCCAGGUUACGGGAGACUGGGACCCCUGGCCGCCACUCCAGCUCUUCGUCGGAUUCCACCAGUGCCAGCCCAGGCGCCUACUACUCCGCAUCAGCCGAGUCCAUGGAAGAGAUUCCAGUGGCCCAGACACGCCUGGGCAGUGCCGCACUGGGCGCCCCAGGAGCCAGGGGCCGAGAGUCUGGGCUGGCGCUACAGGCACGUUCGCCGGCCGUGUUCGUGAGCCCGAGCAGUGGCGAGCCCGGGUCACCUGCGGCGGUGAAGAUUGUCUGCCUUAGUGCGGACUGGAGGCAGGAGGGCCGUGGAGGAAUGGCCGGCCCGACUCUAUGCAACACCCCAUCUUUGCCGCACCGAAUGCGGGCCUCAAGGCCGGCGGGAUCGGCCUCCCUUGCCCAAGACUCAGCAAUAUCCACUCCACCAGCCCUGAUGCUCCAAUAAACUUUUUUUUUUUUUAA